CAGCUGUGUACCUAUACUUAUCCAAUAUGGCUGCAAGUAAAAAAUUGUAACGCUGCGAAAAGUUGCAUCUAAAACUGCAUUUUCUGCUUAAAUAUUUAGAUAAGAGAGAGCCAGGAAUGUGAAAUAGUGAAGAGAAAGUGGAAAACUAGUGAAAAAACAAGUGCGUGUAAAGAAAUUCAAAAGGAAAACUAAAAAACGCAUAAGUCGCCGGUGCCCCGCCAAAAAAAGAAGACUCCCCCGCCUCCUUGAAAACAUAUCUCUCAAGAAGCAAGAAAAGUAGUCGUGAAAUGGAAGCCGACAUAACGCCCAUGGCGGAAACAAAUGGAGAGCAGCGCGAAAAUCCCCGGGAAACCGUGGGAAAUCCAGAGCAACAGCCACGGGAAGUGGCUAAAUCCAUGGAUACCGCCGAAGAUGGCGUCUCUGAAUCAGUCGGCCAGAUUAUAGAUUAUCUAGAGGAGGAUGGCGGCGCAGCAGCGGACCAGGACGCGGAAAUGGGUGAGGCUGAGUAUCUAGAUGGUGAAAUGCCGCAGGAUGAGGAUACCGAUGGACUAGAUGCUUCCCAAGGGGAGAAGACGAAGGAAGCAGGGAGUAAGGAGAAUUCGCAUGAAACUUCUGCUGAAAAUGAUGUCCUAAAGGAAAAGUCUGGCGAGGAAGAAGAAACACCAGACGAGCAUGAGAAAGUAAAGAGUCCAGCAGCCAAAGACGCUGGCGAUGACAACACAGACAAGUUGGAGGAAGAUUUAGAUGAUGAAAAAGAUGGCGAAGAGGAUCCAGAGGAUGAAGAAGAAGCUGCCAAGGGAGACGAGGAGUCAGGUGGCGAGGAAGAAGACGAGCAGAUCGAAGAAGUUGAGGAGAUUGACCCAGAGUUUGAAACCGGCACCGAUGCCGAGGGAGAACUUAUCAUUGGUGAUGAACCCGCGGAGCUUGGCGAGGAACUACCCGUUCGGGAGCGCAAGAAGGAGGAGCCCGUGGACGAGAACCAGUGCCGCGUUUGCACCAGCAAGGAGGAACUGGUCGAUCUGUUCAAGAAGCAAAUCGAUGCCACGCCAGCGGAUCUGCUGCUGGUCAUCUGUCCCAGUGUCUCGAUUUUGCCCAAGGACUUUAUGCCGCAGUUCAUAUGCACCAAGUGCAUGGGCAGCCUCACCAUUGCCAUACAGCUCCGAAAGCAGCUGGAGAUGACGGACCAGGACCUCCGCAAGCGCUUGUCCCGGAGCAAGAACAAAGUCAGGAGACCACGCGGUUACGUGGUCAUCGAUGCUCCCGUCACCGACUCCAGUGAGGAUGAAGACGAGCUCGACGAUGAGUUUAAGGUAUCCGAUGUGGCCGGCACCACGAGUGCCGAUAGCGAUUCCGCGGACUCCGAUGAGAGUGAGAAGAAGGAGAAAAAGAAACCCGGACGUCCGCGAAAGAAGCCGCUGAAGAGGAGCCCCGAGAGCGAUGGCGAACCAUCCAGUGCCCAAAAGAAGAAGUACCAGCCCUCAUCAACGGCUUCCGUGGGUCCAUUCGAGUGUCCCAAUUGCGAUCUAACCUUCUCGCGCAAACAGUCCUACGUGCUGCACCGCAAGACGCACGAAAGGAUAGAGCAUGCCUGUCCCAUUUGCGGCAAGAAGUUCAAGGUGGAGUGGGCCUACAAGACGCACAUGCAGCGGCACGAGCAGGAGCGGGCCCACUUCCGCUGCGAGCUGUGCCCCAAGAUAUUCCGGCUGCGUGCGGAAUUGAAGCACCACAUGGCCCAGCGACAUGAUGAGCACGGAUUCAUCUACGAGUGCAAGCGCUGCCAGCGAACUUUCCUAACUCAGCAGCGCUUGCAGCGCCACCAGGCCAUCGGUUGUCAGCGGCACAAGGAGGAGUUAGGCGGCCGGAUGAAGGAUGAGACGCGCAUCAAGCAGGAGCCGCGCAUCAAGGAGGAGCGCAUGGGCCAUCACGGACAGGGCAAACGUCGUCCUGGCGAGGGACGCGAUCUUUUCAAGGCCGUCGCCCCACCCACCACCACCUACUGGAGCGAUAGCUUCUCGGACUAAAAUUCAGGAUACGGUGUUUUGCGGAUUUCUGUUUAAUUCAACGAUUUUAAGUUUCCCUAGCUGUAGAAAAGAAAUCAGUGCAAAUAAAUCACAUUUGUAAUAAAUACAAAAUAAAAUAAGUAAAAGUUUUACAAACUUGUAAACUUCUCAAACUAAAUAAGUAAGGAGGAAAACAAUAAAAAGCUUGAUAAAUUUCAAA
Molecule: messenger RNA, 2220 nt
Organism: Drosophila ficusphila
Lineage: Eukaryota; Metazoa; Arthropoda; Insecta; Diptera; Drosophilidae
Product: zinc finger protein 316
Exons: 2
Coding region: 288-2021 (577 amino acids)
Biological process (GO): regulation of transcription by RNA polymerase II
Cellular component (GO): nucleus
Molecular function (GO): RNA polymerase II transcription regulatory region sequence-specific DNA binding; DNA-binding transcription factor activity, RNA polymerase II-specific; zinc ion binding
Source: RefSeq, a predicted model, not a curated record